UUCCCAGUUUGUUUUGCUUAGUUUGUGGAUAAACAUAUAAUCUCAUCCACAUUCUAGAUCCCUGACCUCAUUAUAGGUCACCAUUAGACUCUUUAACGACCACUGCAAUCUUUGUGGCCUUCACUGUUGGACAUUCACGAACAGAAUAGAAUGGCAAAGUGGUUAAAGGACUAUUUAAGUUUCGGGAGCAAACGAGUUCCCCCGCAGCCGCCAAAACCAGACUACAGAGAGAGUGAGAUAUUGAAGGCGUAUCGUGCACAGAAGAACCUUGACUUUGAAGACCCUUAUAAAGACUUUGAGAACAGGGCUAGAAAUGACAAUGGGUCGACUGAAAUGUCCCACAUGGGUUUCGGCUCUCCUCUGAAAUCUUCGAGUCUGGAUAUCAAGGUUGUGUCGCCAAAACAUCGCCUCAUAAAGGUGGACUCGCAAGACCUGGGACGGAGCAAGAUUCUCCUAAGCUCUGUGUCUUUGGAGGAACCUACAGAUCCGGUGGUUCCUUCAGCUCCAGUCAUGGGAGAUACUGACUACUCCGACCCAUUCGAUGCUCGUUUGGACCCACGUCCCGAAACCGCUCAAGGCCCAAUCACUCCUGAAAACAACAGCUACAUGGAGCCCUACGAGGCCCAGAAAGUGAUAACCGAGCUGCAGAGGAGAGCUGGUGGUGGAGCAGGAGGUUGGGGGAGAGGGGAGGUCCAGCUCUAUGACACCCCAUAUGAGGAGCGCGUCCCAGGGCAGCCGGAUCUGCCUGAGGAAGGGAGGGAGAGCAGGCUGCCGCAGGACGACGAGAGGCCUGCAGACGAAUACGACCAACCGUGGGAGUGGAAGAAGGAACACAUCUCCAAGGCUUUUGCAGUGCAGUUUGAGGGUGCUGAGUGGGACCGUUCCUGUUCUCCCACAGAGCGCCUGAGGUGUCCCAGGCCUCCGCCAACCACAGGCAGCAUGAAGCUCCGCAAGCCCAGCGAACCUCAUUCAAUGAUCGGAGAGAGAGUGGAUCCCACCCUGCCCCUGGAGAAACAAGUAUGGUAUCACGGCGCUCUCUCGCGCUCCGAGGCCGAGUCUCUACUGACCCUCUGUAAGGAGUGCAGUUAUUUGGUACGAAACAGCGAGACCAGCCGCUUGGACUACUCUCUCUCUCUGAGGAGCUGCCAGGGAUUCAUGCACAUGAAGUUCAGCCAGUCCAAAGACGGCCGCUAUAUCCUGGGCCAGAACAGCCCUCCAUUCGACACCAUCCCUGAAGUGAUACACUAUUACACCACACACAAACUCCCCAUCAAAGGAGCCGAACACUUGUCCUUGCUCUUCCCUGUGUUGGUUCAGACUCUCUGAUUGGUCAGAGCACUGCAGUCCUCAGUGCUAUGGGUGGAAACAUACAGCCAAGGGAUAUGCCAUUGGGAAUGAAGAGUUCUUGGAUGAACAUUGCACAAAAUCAGCAACAAUGUAAACAAACUUUUUGGUCCCUUAUGUUUUUGAUUGUACAACAGCAUCUGGUUAAGGACAUCAACUUCUAAAAUGGACAUGUCAGAUCAAAUUACAGUUAGAUCUAUUCACAUGCUAUUUCACAUUCUUGUUAAUAACACUUUUCCAUCUCACAAAUGACCCUUCUGUGAACCAUACCAAACUGGUGGCAGCAAGACCUGUUGCUUGUAGAGUCAUCUGUCUGCGUUAUUCUCUGCUGGGAUGGUGGAAUAGCCACCGCUAAUGUUUGUUGAUCGAUUAGCAGCCUCUUAGGAUGAGCAGACGGGCCUCUGUAUUUUUAUAGCUGCUGUAAGAGACACUUCAACAUGGCUGUUUAUGACUAUCUGCUCUUUAAAAUUUGUAAAGCCUUUUGGUUCUAGUGAAGGAGACCACACACAAAUGUUUGGUCCACUCAAGACAGUAGUCCUCAGAAAGCCCUUUUAAUUCUUACAUAGUCUUUGUUAGACUUUGCCACUGUGGCUGGUCGUAGAUCAGUGCAUGUUGGCAACUUGUGUUGAGGACAGUAGCUGAUUCUAACUGAUGAAAAAAAUAAUAAUCAAUGAUGUGGUGUUUGAAUCAUGAUCAUUUGCAGAGAUGUUCCUGUAAUUGGUAAAUUAGGUCACCGAUACAGAAAAAUGCUGAAAAUGUGUUUCUGUAGCUGCUGUUUUAAACUGUUUUACAUGUUAUAUAAUAAACUUUCUAAAGAGAA
Messenger RNA from Cyprinus carpio (common carp), 2164 nucleotides. RefSeq names its product Src homology 2 domain containing transforming protein D, b (gene shdb). The transcript has 6 exons. Bases 151 to 1326 code for a protein of 391 amino acids. Gene Ontology annotation, molecular function: phosphotyrosine residue binding. NCBI's taxonomy places the organism in Eukaryota, Metazoa, Chordata, Actinopteri, Cypriniformes, Cyprinidae. The record is from RefSeq and is a predicted model, not a curated record.